UUUCAGUUUUUCCUGCGACGGACGGUCGACAUGAUGCACUCGGGCAGUAGCGCUGGCAGUAGUGUACGAGUCGUGAAAAAUCGGUUCGAUCGAAUGUUCGGUGAACGGCACCAUGGUGGUGCCGAAAGCAUCCAGUAGAGUGCACCCGAUUCUGUGUGUGUGUGUGUGCUGUUGUCGAAGUGUUAGUACAUCCAGCUUUAGAAAUGAAAGUGCAUGAUAACAGCCACUAAUGACAGAACAUAAUCAGAUCCUCCUACUGUGCGAUCGUUUUCUCGCAACCGUUCCGAUAAAGUUCCCCAUCCAGAACCAGGUCGAUGUCGCAGUGUGAAAUCGUUGCCCGUGCAGGCAUUGAAUCGGAAUCUAACCAUACACAGCCCCCGUUCGUCGUCAUUAUCCCGCGAGCUGUGAGAAAAUGUGUAGCGUAUCUGUAGCGUCCGCCGUUUGAAAAUCGAUCGAACCGUUAGCCAUGGUCGACACCAUGCCAGCAUCGAUGGGUAUCGAACAGCACGCGUAUCGCUGACAUUUCGUCACCCGUCCCUAGUUGUGGUGCAAAAUUUCCUGCUCCUUCCAUUGCUGCUUCUUCGGCCACCGGCACAGGCAUCGGCAACAGCAUCGCGGGCAUCUGGUUGAAUGAUGAAUUUGUGUGGCUGGCUGAAGACAUUUAAACGCAAGGGAAAAAAUGCUGUCGGUGCGCACGGGCCAGAAGAAGAAGAGGCAGAUGGUGAAAUGGCACCCGAGGAAGGUGAAAUUGGUGAACGAUUAACGAGUGGGAAACGUGCUAAUAGCGGCCGUGCAGGUUGGGGUAGGAAAAUUAAAAGUGUCACUAAACUGGCGACCGGUGCGCGAAUCAAUGGCCAGCAGCGGGAAGGCACACCGGCAAAGGAAACGGAUCCGAGCGCGAAUGAACCGGCCGAGGAUGCCGUUGUCGAAUGUGGUGAUGAUGAAGGCAACCCACGGAACAAAACCGCACUGAAGCCGGGCCACUCGCUGAUGGACUGGAUCCGGCUGGGGAACUCGGGUGCCGAUCUGGCCGGUACCGGGGGUCGUGCCGUACCGGUCAGCCAUGCCGAGCUCGCCAAGCAUGACCGGCCCGACGACGCCUGGAUGGCCAUCCGGGGGAAGGUGUACAACGUGACGCGAUACAUGAACUUUCAUCCCGGAGGGUCCGAUGAGCUGAUGCGAGGCGCCGGCAAGGAUGCGACCCGACUGUUCGAGGAGGUACACGCCUGGGUGAAUUACGAAUCGCUGCUAGCGAAGUGCUACAUCGGUCCGCUUCGUAACACGGUCACCAUCAAUCUCAACGCCGACAGCACUAAUCCCAACAGUAAGCUCCCACCGCCACCGCCCUCCUUUGCGAAAGCUUCCAAGUCAAGCGUACCGCUGGCCGGCCUAGCGACCACCGUCUCCCCAACGUCCCCGAGCAAGGAUACGCUCGAUACUGCCCCACUGUCACCGCCACCCCUGUCGAUCGUCAGCUCAGCCAGUGACGAUUCGCUUAAGCUGUCCGUACCGAUAGUGCCACGCUUCGACUGGAUACAGAAGACUUCCGAGCUGACGCUUAUCUUCUACACCCGGUCUCUCGCGAACCCGGGCGUGAUGGUGGAGUGUGUCGAUCAUCUCGAGGUGACGGUUAACAUUCUGGUCGAAUCGAGCGUCCAGCACCGGUAUCGCUUUCAUCUGGCGAACAAUGUCCGGUGGCCCUGCACUGCCCGCACAUCGCUCGAGUCGGGCAAAAUCGAGCUAGUGUUCAACAAGCUGUGCCCGGCGCUCUGGACCAGCUACGGUCAGAUGACGUACGAGCGGCGCGAAAACUGUGAGCUGCAGCUGCACGAGUACGAUGUGGCGACCAGGAUCGAAAUCACGCACGAUUCGUGCGCUUUGUUGCUGCGGCCGAAAAACAACAGCCUGCUGCAGAUUACACCGGUCGGCUAUCACGUGUCGGUGUCGGCCUCCAUCGAUGGGGAGUAUGUGUCGCGAAGUUACACGCCGGUCCCGGCGAACUGCGUCGGUACGGAUUGUCCCGGGACGUUUAUACCGCUGCUGGUGAAGUCGUACGCGGAUGGCUGUUUGUCCAAGCAUCUGACGCGCCCGGUCCCGCUCGGUACUUCGCUGCAGGUGUCCCAACCGAGCGGUAACUUUGUGCUGAGCAAACUGCGACAUCACAAUCGAUUUGCGCUGCUGGCUGCCGGCAGUGGACUGACCCCGAUGUUGGCCUUACUGCACUAUCUGCUCGAGCGGAACAGCAAUCGGAUAGAACACAUCUGUCUGCUGUACUUCAACAAAACCGAAGCGGAUAUCUGGUGCCGAGAGAUGCUGGAAAAUUUAUGCAAAAAGGACAAAAGAUUCACCCUGCGGCAUUACUUGUCGGAGGUGGAACUCCCGGAACUCCAGCCACCGGCACCAGCAGCCGGCGACGAAAACCGUUCGUCCUUCGUCCAUGGUCGCGUGACGCCGGACAUCAUCCGUCAGCUGACGGCAAAGGAUUUGCCGCUGUACGCCACCUACUGCUGCCUGUGCGGCCCGAAGCCGUUCAACGAGCUGUGCCAGCAGUACUUCCAACAGUCGGACCACAAUCCGAAGCAUCUGCACUGCUUUCAGGGUUAAGCGCUCCCUCCGUACGGUGGUCGGUCGCAUACGUGUACGCCAUUGUGAUAGAACCAUUAGAACACGGAUGCAGAGUAGACGGUCCCCAUCAUGCAUGCUCUGAUGAUGUUGAUAUGUCACGGAAAGAUAUUCCGACACCGAAUCCGUAGCAAAAACGGGAGAGUUUCAGUACGCACCGAAAGUUUUUCUUUUUUGGCUAGCGCAGUGUUGUGCCGCACCCACCCGGGGAAAAGUGUUUUAGGAACGAGAAGCUUUAGCGAUGCACCCUGCACGAGUAGAUGAGGCUCUGUUAGAGAGGCAAACACAAAGUAAAAACAUGGGCACAAACAUGAUUCCCCACACACACACUGAUAGAAACCUUCUAGCUCCCUUUCAACACACAAACACACAGUUAGGGAGACGUAACGCUGGCGUGUAAUAAUCCCCCGUUUUUGGAGCACAUAAUUAGCGUCUGGAGAGCGAAAUGCUAGGGAACGGUUCGUUUUUUUUUUUUGUGCCCUACUUUUGUACUAGCAAAAGCGAAUUAAGGAAUUGAGGUUCGAUGUAAGUGAUAAGCGGAUGUCCUUUUUGUUUGGUAAAACACGAACACGAGAUUCUCCCUUAAGAGGUUCUAACAGGUUACAGGAAGCGUUAUUUAUUUAGCGUUAUCAAAAGCAAAGGAAGGGAACUUCUUUUGAUGCAAUUUUUACAAGUGUUGUUUGGUGUGAGAGAAGUGUCCUGUGUUUCGUAUCGCAUCCCUCACAUCCCCACAAACCCCACCCUCCCCAUCCCUUUUUCCCCCCAUUGAAAGUAACAAAAGGUACUGAUUGUUAUCCGUAAGCGUAUUGUUCCGAGUAGUAUGUUACUGAGGGUGAAAUUAGUAAAAAUUGGUACGAAUGUUAUACUUGGAGGCGAAAAGCAACAGCAAAGGGCGAACUUUUAUUACAGCCCUUCUUUAACCCGUCUUUUUUAAAGAAGGUGCGAGCAAUGAAAACAGGAAGCGGAAAAGAAUUAAGUGUAUUGUGUAGUAUAGCAGAGAAAGAGAAAUAAAAAAACCAAUCGAGAUGUCUAUUUUCAAAACAAGAA
Molecule: messenger RNA, 3669 nt
Organism: Anopheles stephensi (Asian malaria mosquito)
Lineage: Eukaryota; Metazoa; Arthropoda; Insecta; Diptera; Culicidae
Product: cytochrome b5 reductase 4
Exons: 6
Coding region: 631-2604 (657 amino acids)
Biological process (GO): superoxide metabolic process; generation of precursor metabolites and energy
Cellular component (GO): endoplasmic reticulum
Molecular function (GO): heme binding; oxidoreductase activity
Source: RefSeq, a predicted model, not a curated record